AUGUAUGUGCACUUUGAAGAGGAAACAAACCAACCGUUCCUACUUUCAUCAUCAUCAUCAUCAUCAUCAUCAUCAUCAUCAUCAUCAUCAUCAUCAUCAUCAUCAUCAUCAUCAUCAUCAUCAUCAUCAUCAUCAUCAUCAUCAUCAUCAUCAUCAUCAUCAUCAUCAUCAUCAUCAUCAUCAUCAUCAUCAUCAUCAUCAUCAUCAUCAUCAUCAUCAUCAUCAUCAUCAUCAUCAUCAUCAUCAUCAUCAUCAUCAUCAUCAUCAACAACAACAACAACAACAACAUUUUAUGCACUUGAAACGAAAGAAAGAAAAAUGAAGAACGGAUAA
Messenger RNA from Schistosoma intercalatum, 333 nucleotides. Lineage: Eukaryota; Metazoa; Platyhelminthes; Trematoda; Strigeidida; Schistosomatidae. The record is from the annotation of a GenBank genome assembly.